UGUCUGCUAGGAUGGCAUUGAGGCCUGUCAGUUAGUCUGUUUUAACAGAUGCUAGGGAUGCCAUCUGUGGGAUAAAAGCUUUUAAUCACAGAUAAAUCCAUUGGACUGUGCAGCAAAGGCAUUUAAGAGCUUAAAAAGCAGUCCCUCUGGGAGACUUUCACAUGCUUAACCAUGCUGAUUUCGACUUCACCACUACAUCGAUAGGCUAUCGUUUUUGUAAAAGUAAUUGAUAGGCCCUACAAAAAUUCACUUGGAGUAAUACCAAAGAGCAAUGACCAUUGCUUGUCUGUCUUUGGCAGGCUAAAAUGACAGUCAUGCAUAAACAUGGCUCCUGUAUGAAAGUUUUGGUACUUGUGGGAGGGACUAAUUUAGGUCACACUUCCUUAUUGAUUGGUUGGCAUAAGCAAACGUGACAGUCCCCUUCAAAUAAUUGUCUGGUAAGAAUAACUAACUUGCCAUAUACCUAUAUUUUCCCUAUUAAACAGAGAAAUAUGUAAUAAUUGAUAUAGUUUAGGAGCGAAGAGGUGACAUAUCGCUUGAAGAGCAACUCCUACUUCCGUGUUGUCCCUCAAUGUAAAGCAGUCCUAUUACAGGAAGCUGUAGCCUAAUCUGUAGGGGUUAAUCCGCGCAGUUUACAGGUAUUUAACCAUCAAAGUCUUCGAAUGUUACAUUGUAUCGUUGAGCAACAUACGUUAGAAUCUAUAUCAAUGUUCGUGACAUUCGAAUCCACCGAGUAAUUUUUUAUUUAUUUUUUAAAUACAUACAUAGUGUGCCCUUGAUCGACCCUCUUUCAAUGUAAUUUGAUGAAGUGAAGGAGCAGCGAUUUCGGAGAAUACGGACGAUAUAAGCUACAUGUAGCAAAACAGAAGAUUCAAUCGCUGCCCACGUCAGAGGAACUGCGGUACAUUAGCGGAAGAAUGCCAGCGGGUGUGUGUGGCUGCUGUGGACCCCUGAGGCCCAGGUACAAACGCCUGGUUGAUAACAUCUUCCCAGAGGACCCCAAAGAUGGCCUGUCCAAGUCAGACAUGGAGAAGCUCACCUUCUACGCGGUUUCAGCCCCGGAGAAGUUGGACAGGAUUGGGGCCUACCUGGCGGAGCGACUGAGCCGAGAUGUGGUCCGCCACCGCUACGGGUACGUGGUCAUCGCCAUGGAGGCUCUGGACCAGCUCCUGAUGGCCUGUCACUCCCAGAGCAUCAAGCCCUUUGUGGAGAGCUUCCUCCACAUGGUGGCCAAGCUGCUGGAGUCCCGGGAGCCAGACCUGCAGGUCCUGGGGACCAACUCGUUUGUCAAGUUUGCCAACAUCGAGGAGGACACACCGUCCUACCACCGGCGCUACGACUUCUUUGUCUCCCAGUUCAGCGCCAUGUGCCACUCAACCCACGAAGACCCUGAGACCAGAACCAGGAUCCGUGUGGCCGGUAUCAAAGGGCUGCAGGGCGUGGUGAGGAAGACGGUGAACGAUGAGCUUCAGGCCAUCAUCUGGGAGCCCCAGCACAUGGAUAAACUCAUCCCCUCCAUGCUGUUCAACAUGCAGGAUGCCGAGGACCUAGACAGGGUGGGCCCACCCAGCACGCCUUCGGAGACAGGGCAGGAUGGUGAGGAAAACCCAGCGUCCCUGGCCGAGAGCUGCUUCAGAGAGCUGCUGGGAAGAGCCGCCUACGGCAACAUGAACAACGCCGUCCGCCCUGUACUAGUGCAUCUAGACAACCACCGGCUAUGGGAACCCAACGAGUUUGCAGUUUCCUGUUUCCGGAUCAUUAUGUACUCCAUACAGGCCCAACACUCCCACCACGUCAUCCAGCAGGUCCUGGGCCACCUGGACACGCACAACAAGAACACACCCCGCAUGAGGGCCGGCAUCGUGCAGGUCCUUCUCGAGACGGUUGCCAUAGCAGCCAAAGGCUCCGUUGGCCCUACGGUACUGGAGGUGUUCAACACCCUGCUCAAGCACCUGCGGAUGAGUGUGGACUUUGAGCUGGGUGAGAACUCCAGACGGAACUCCGGCGCCAGCGUGUCCUCGUCCGGACGGGUCAAGGAGAGCGAGGAGCGCAUCGUCCAGAACGCCAUCAUCCAGACAAUCGGGUUCUUUGGUGGAAACCUGCCAGACUACCAGCGUGCGGAGGUGAUGAUGUUCAUCAUGGGCAAGGUGCCCGUGUAUGGCACCCCCUGCCACACCCUGGACACUGUGAAGAUUGGGCACCAGGGCACCAAGCGUAUCCAGGCCAUGCUGCUGAGCUCGCUCAUCAUGGUGACCUCUGGUUUCAAGUCCAAGACCAUGGUGGCAGCACUGCCCGCACCCUUCCUGGACCCACUCUUCUCCAUUUCACUCAUGGAGGACUGCGAGCUUCGCCAGUUGGUCCUUGAGAUCCUGCUCAACAUCAUCGAUCGCCACGACAACCGUGCCAAGCUGCGGGGCAUCAGGAUCAUUCCUAAUGUGGCGGCCUUGAAGAUAAAGAGGGAGAAGAUAUCGAAACAAGACGUUGGGUUCAUGAAAAAGCAUGGGCAGCAGCUGUACCGUCACAUCUACCUGGGCUGUAAGGAGGAGGACAACGGUCACAAGAGCUUUGAGCUACUCUUCACUACCCUGGCCGUGCUCACCAUUGAGCUGGCCAACGAGGAGGUGGUGGUGGACCUCAUCAGGCUGGCUCUUGCCCUGCAGGAUAUGUCCUUGGCUAAUGAGGAGAACAUGCCCAUGGUCAUCCGUUGUGGCAUCAUGGCACUGGUGGCGGCCUACCUGAACUUUCUUAGUCAGAUGAUCGCCAACCCAGCCUUCUGUCAACACGUCAACAAGGUGAUUGAGAUGAGGAACCUGGAGGCCCCUUACCUCCUCCCUGAGCACAUCUUCAGAGAGAAGUGUCCGCUUCCAAAUUCUCUUGAGAAGGAAGAUCGGAGCCUGUAUUUCCAGACGGUUGACCUCGCGGAGUGCCUGGUCGGCCCAGGAUACAACGCUGAGCGUCUCUCAAUCCCCUACGUCCCCCAAGUGACAGAUGAAGACCGCUUCACCAGAAGAAAGAGUUUGGUUGACACCAUUUCUCUUCAAGUGGAUUUCCCUUCCGAUAGCCUACCAGACAAGUCACCGCUGGCUGAGGAGAUCACCUUCGAGACUCUGAAAAAGGCCAUUGAAACCACAGGGUUGGAGGAGCAGGAGAAGGAGAAGAGGCGCCAGGUCAUGGAGAAGUUCCAGAAGGCUCCAUUUGAGGAGAUUGCCGCCCACUGCGAGUCCAAGGCCAAUAUGUUACAUGACAGACUGGCGCAAAUCUUCGAGCUCACUAUCCGGCCCCCUCCCAGCCCCUCUGGAGUGGUGUCUAUCUCUGCGGGCCACGCUCAACACCAGUCUGUCCCUGUCUACGAAAUGAAGUUCCCCGACCUGUGUGUCUACUAGAUCAAAGACCACGCCUUGUACCCUAACCCUGACCACUAACCAUACCCAGACCUGUGUGUCUACUGGAGCAAAGACAACCACAUAGCCCUUACCCUAACCACUAACACAGUGUACCCUCAACCCUAACCACUAACCAUACCCAGACCUGUGUGUCUACUGGAGCAAAGACAACCACAUAGCCCUUACCCUAACCACUAACGCAGUGUACCCUCAACCCUAACCCAUUUCCUAACCCCUUCAGAUCUGCGUGUCUAUUAAAGCAAAAAAAGUGGCAGGAUAGAACCACUAAAACCCUAUAUCCUCAACCCUACCCCCUAAGUCUGCUCCUUAGCCCUAUACCAGAUAUGUCAGCUACAGCAAAGACUAGCUGCGGCACUAAGCCCUAAUACUGUGUUCCCUAUUUCUUAACACUGCACAUUGUUCCUGCCCCUCCUCAGACUAAUGUGUCUAUUACCAGAUGAGAUGGCUGUAGUUUCCAGGCACACAGGCUACACACACGUGAACGUGUGCGCACACACACAUUCGUAGUUAUAGUCUAAUCAAUUAGCUGUGGUGUGUUGGCUUAUACACUUGGAAAGUGGAGAUGUCAUAGAAUAUCGAAAAGUGAACAUUACUGGAGGCACCUUGUCGUUUCAAAGAUACCACCGCGCUUGCUAGCAAAGAGAUUUGUGGUGGCUAAUUAACAGUAAAUAAGUGAAUUGUUUUGCCUCACCGUUAGCCAAGAGGCUUACUACCUAGCCAGCAAAACUUGUUUACAGUUAGUUAGCAAUCGUUUCAAAACUAUUUUGCUAGCAACAUAGUGCUGCCGUGUUAAUUAUAACCGGUCUCACAAAAUGUGUCUCCCGUUGUUUUACCAUUGUGACGCGUAUCCAUGCAUUUCUGUGCUGAUUAGAGAAAAGUAAUUUUAGCGGCCAGCCUGAAAUUGGCUUUUGCAGACAGAUAAGCCACAGUGCUGCAGAAAGCUAAUACCUUUUUUUUUUUUUUUUUUUUAUGUCCCAAUUGAAUGAAAACCAAUUCGUAUAUGUUAAUCUGUGUGAAAGGACAAGGUGAAUUUCAGGUAGAACAUUGAGAGUCUUGGAAAUGUGGAAAUUCUAUUCUGGAUUAUUUGGGAAUAGACAUCUUGGUGGAUUGAGCAGGGUUCUUUGUUGCAGGUCCAUUAUGGCAGUGUUUCAAAAAUGUUUGGUAUGAGACCAGGCUAGUAACGUGGUAGUAACCCCCCCCCCCCCCCCCCCCUGUUAUGUUAUGGUCUUGACUUGUGGUUCCUUCCAUAGGAAUCCAGUCACCACUGUUCAAAACCCACUGGAGUCAUGCCCUUCAGGACCUGUACUGAGGAAUGGUAUUGUUGACCAGCUAACGCUAAUAGAAAAGCAAGCAGUCGGUUACUAAAGGCACCAUGUCAUUUAGUUGAUAUAUUGAUCGUUUAGGAUGAUAUGGCAGCCAUGUGCAUUCACCUUUUUUGGUGUUAAUUGAUGUGUUCAGGCAGUUGUACUGAACACUCCCUUCACCUCCGCGUAUCUUUUUCAUAGCACUUUCACAAUAUGGUACAAAAACAUUUCGUUAUUUUUAUCACACCGUCUUGACAAGAUUCGUGCGAAGGCUAUUAAGUCGUCUUUUUCUUCUCAACCCUCUCACCGAUGCCGAGCACAAUACAAGUAUUCUAACGCAAUGGACUUUGGAUAGUUGCAUCUAUUUUCUCGUAAGGCAUUUUACAUGAACAGUUAGAGAUUUUUCAUUAUUGAUGAUCACAUUUCAAAUCUCUGUCGUUUCUCUUUCCAGUAAUUUGAUAUGACGUGUUGGUUUGAUAUCACGAUGCGUCGAAUAACUAUAGAUACAGUAUAUACAAUGUUAUGCUUAUUGCUAUAGGCCAGAUGUUUAUGUGCAGUAUAAUUGGUAUUGUUCACAUGGGUUUCAUAGCUUGCAGCUAGCUUCCUGUGGAUAUGUGUCAUGAUGAUUUGUCUUGAUUUAGUAUUGAUUGUUAUUUAGAGUAUGUGGGGAAAUAUAAUCGAGAGGGUUCACCAAUAUCGUUUUCCAACUUACCUGGCAGGACAAGAUCUGUCAUAACUCUGUUGGCCAUCUAGAAUACCAAAACACUUUCAUCUUUACCAAAGAAUCCAUUUGCCACGGCCGCCCACCCGUCCCCUCCCUCCCUCUAACGUCUUAAUAACGAUGUCACUCAACAUUUUGUUUCCGAGGGAACCAAAUAUCUGUCGUUGUGCUGUUUGGCGCUUGCCACUGGGCUGUUUAAUAACCCAGGUUGUUAUCUUACUUUACUAUUGUUACAUCCUGGCUUGGUGCGGGUGUCUCUCCUGUUUCCAGUGCUAUGGGAUGACGCAGACAUGCUGUGUGAAACGCUGCGUUAGUCAAGGACAAAAGGUCCUCGAUUUGCGGUCGUCGGAUCGUAACAGAUUAUUUUGGAAGGACCCAUCUAAGCAAAGGACCAUUCGGCGAAGGGGUGGGCAUAGUUCAGUCCGACAGAGGUUAGUGUCAGGGACGGGGUCUGCAGUCCUCCCAAACAAGACACUCUAAUAAUGAUUAUGAGGCCAUUUGAAAAGAGGCUGCAGCGAUAUGGGUGAUGUUGAGAUGGUUAAUAGUGUGGGCUCAAGUUGAAGAACAGAGAGGCUAAAGUGAUGUUGAGAUGGUUAAUAGCGUGGGCUCAAGUUGAAGAAUAGAGAGGCUAAAGUGAUGUUGAGAUGGUUAAUAGCGUGGGCUCAAGUUGAAGAACAGAGAGGCUAAAGUGAUGUUGAGAUG
This is a messenger RNA of Salvelinus sp. IW2-2015, 6131 nucleotides long. It is a transcript of the gene efr3a, whose product is annotated as EFR3 homolog A (S. cerevisiae). Lineage: Eukaryota; Metazoa; Chordata; Actinopteri; Salmoniformes; Salmonidae. The record is from RefSeq and is a predicted model, not a curated record. Gene Ontology annotation, biological process: protein localization to plasma membrane. Gene Ontology annotation, cellular component: plasma membrane.